Molecule: messenger RNA, 1896 nt
Organism: Exophiala viscosa
Lineage: Eukaryota; Fungi; Ascomycota; Eurotiomycetes; Chaetothyriales; Herpotrichiellaceae
Exons: 1
Coding region: 1-1896 (631 amino acids)
Source: RefSeq, a predicted model, not a curated record
AUGGAGCACCUCCCCAGACCACUCCUGUUAUUUGAUAAGUCCACCCCCGACCUUGUCUUCCCGUGUCGUUGUGAUCCAGACCUCUGCGAUGACGGACCUUUGGAAACAUAUCCUGAAAGAAGAGGAUUCAGUCUCAAUUACUGGGAUGACAUCAUGAAGUUUGCCAACAUCUUGAAGCUGGCUGAUGGCUCCAAGCCCGAUGUUGAACAGAGCACGACUUUGAUGCAAGAAUGGCUCUUCUUCGGCCUGCUUCGUGCUAUGCACAGGAGUUACGGCACCGAGUUCAAGGGCAGUGAUUACAUCGCCGUUGUCCAUGGCAACCGAGUGUUGACCCUGAAAAGGCUCCCAGAACACGUGCAAACAUGGUAUGAGUUGGAAGGAGAGCGUCCCAGAGCCAUUCGGAAACGACACUUCCAUGAAAUAGAAGCACAUCUUAUACGUGCUUUGCGGUUCCUGAGCAACAACUUCACUGAAGAUAACGCUGGCAGUCGUGGCCCCACUGGGCCUUGGUACGUCGUUCCGGUUGUGUCUCAAGUAGUUCUGGAGUCGAAUCUCGAAAUCUUGCUUCUGGUCCUGACUGAAGCCAUGGAACACAUCACUCAGGCAAUUCUUUUCCAGGAACGCAGAGUUAACUACGAUCCUGCCUCGGCAUGUGUAUGUUUUUCUACAAAUGCCCUUGUCGAACGCCUUGCCUGGUGUCCUAGCGAGCUGAACCUUUUGAGGCUCACAUUUGACAACAGCUCAUUCUACUUCGCUAGCCUGCUGAAGCGAACCACAAACAAAGCUUCGCAUGCUAAAUGUACCUCAAACAAAUGCCUGGCGUUUGAGUUGAAGCAGUCUGAUUACCAACCAGGCCAUCUUAGAGGAUGUGACGGCUGCCGCGCCAUCUCGAUCAAUUCAGCUGAAUUGCGACAAAUCUUGGAAUCCAAUGAUGAGAGUGCUUACCCCCGCGUGAAGAUAACCAUCACAGAUGACGACGAGAUCAAUCUGUCUAUGACGAAUACGGGCAGCUACAUCGCUAUAUCACAUGUGUGGUCAGAUGGGCUUGGACAUCCUCCUGGGGUAAAUUCGCUGCCUGCAUGCCAAGUUAGGCGCCUAAAAUCUCUUGUCAUGGAAGCGGGAUUGGAGCAAUCGCCAAUCUGGAUCGACUCCUUGUGCGUCCCUUGCGAUAGUGGGCUAGCCAAGAGGAAUGCGCUGGGCCGGAUGGCCAAAGUCUACACUAACGCAAAGAAUGUGUUUGUGCUCGAUUCUGAUCUGGUUUCCAUCCCAUCAUCAUGCUGCAACGAGGAGCUGUUGCUGCGAAUUGCUUUGUCAAAGUGGAUGCGAAGGCUGUGGACUCUCGAGGAGGGCGUGGUCGGCCGGUCAAACCUGCUGUUUCGGUUCCAAGACCGGGCAAUCCCCUUGCCGGCCGUGAAUGCGUCCUUCACUGACAACGUCUCGAUCAAUUGUAUGACACUGAUGCUGCAGUAUUUGCCUGCAAAAACAGACAUUGUGUCUGUCAUUACUGCACUCCACUUCCGUUCAACGACCCGGAAUGGCGACGAGCCUCUCUGCAUUGGCUAUAUACUAGGUCUAGACGUAUCGUAUAUUGUCAGCAUCGAGGUCUUCGACAAACGUAUGCUGGAGUUAUACUGCCUGCUAACCAAGAAAGACCCAAGCUUUCCCUUUCAAUUCUUGUUCACUGACGAAGGAAAACUGAACUACUCACCAUUCAGAUGGGCACCUAGAUCUCUGCUGAAUCUCGAAGCUCACGAUAUCUUCUACAUACAAUGCAUGGUAGAUGCCUCACAGUACCAGAUCAAAGCGACGCAGACGGAUCGCGGGCUGCGAUGUCAAGGCAAUUUCUCAUCUUGCUUGUUGGCAUUUGAGGAGGCGCUAACAUCAAAAAAUGCAUGA